CUACACUCGUGCAACGGCGAACUAAGGCAGACAACGGAUAGUGUUGACACGAGGAGAUAGGUCAGUCGGCGAUCAUAAUUUACCACCGGAGACAGUGUCGCGCGCCUUAUCACGACAGUUGGCAAACUUUCGUAAAUCAAACGGCCUGACGCGUCGGUCCACACACGGAUCGACGACGGAGAUGCUGACUGCCACCAAACCGACGGCGGGUGGUGCUUAGUGCAGCAGUCUAGUUUGAACGGGAACACUCGUCGGGACGGACAAAACGUUUUCGAAAAGUGUGCAGUGAGCAAGCGGAAUUGAAGAUUUGAAGUUUCGACCGAUCCAAGUUUAAAGGGGAGUGUGGGGAAAAGUGGGUCUGUGCAGGCAAGUACCCGUUAUCUGCACAUGUGAAUCUCCUAGGGGUGGUCAUUAUCAUCUGCAGAUCAGCUGUCUCUGCAGUACAGAAGGAAAUCAUUAUUCCAUCCACGCAGACGUGCACGAACCCCUUCGCCGAUGGACACGAGCCCUUCAACGGUGACCACCGAACAUGGUCAGAAUGUGGAUGACCUCAGUCGAUCGCUGCAGCGAUUCAACUGGCCGGAUUAUUUGGUGUUUGUACUGAUGUUGGUGAGCUGCAUUUUCAUUGGAAUCUACUUCGGCUACAAAGAUCAUCAGAAACACAAAAACCGUAAAACGGCCAGACGGGACUCGGAAGCUCUGGAUUACUUGGUUGGCGGGAGGAAGAUGCAGAUUUUUCCUGUUGCCGUGUCGUUGGUGGCCAGCUGGAUCUCCGGUAUUUCGCUUCUGGGCACAUCGACCGAAAUCUACGUGUAUGGUACUCAAUACUGUUACAUUGUUGUUGCUGUGGUUCUCAUGGGAUUUGCGAUGCACUACAUUUUCUUGCCGGUGUUCCACGAUCUGCAGAUAACAUCAGCAUAUGAGUACUUGCAGAUGCGGUUUGACAAACGGAUGCGAAUGUUUGGAUCGUUGCUUUUUAUGGUGGCGUGCUUACUUUGGAUGCCCGUUGUCAUUUACGUGCCGGCUCUAGCAUUCAAUCAAGUAACUGGCAUAAACAUUCACACUAUAACACCAAUAGUUUGUUUAAUCUGCAUCUUCUACACAAGCGUGGGUGGUUUGAAGGCCGUCGUCUGGACGGAUGUCAUACAGUCUGCUGUAACGUUGGGCGCCAUAUUGGUCGUUCUGAUUAAGGGUGUCAUCGACAUUGGGGGUCCCGCUGUGGUGCUGCAACGCAAUUUGAUAGGAAACCGAAUCGAAGCACCGAACUUCGAUCCUAACCCCACUUUGAGACAUUCGGUGUGGACGAUGUGGAUCGGAGGCAGCGUUUGGUACACGUACGGAGUCGCAUGCAGUCAGGAAAUGAUCCAACGCUAUUUGUCACUACCAACGUUGGCCGAUGCGAGAAAGGCGUCACGGGGGUUUGUUUUCGGUAUGAUUUCAGUGACCCUACUUCUGUCUUCGAUCGGAAUGCUUAUUUUUGCUACUUAUCAUGAUUGCGAUCCCUUGACCACUAAUCUGGCGGCAGCUAAGGACCAGUUGUUGCCACUUUUCGUGAUGGACAUAUUCCGAAACUAUCCAGGAGCUGCAGGAGUUUUCGUUGCCGGCAUCUUUAGCGCCGCCUUGAGUUCACUUUCAUCAGCUUUAAACGCACUUGCCGCAAUCACGUUUGAAGAUUUUGUCAAACCCUACUUCAAAGAUAAGCUAACGGAGAAACAAAUAGCUUUCACACUGCGGGGAUCAGUUCUCAUUUUUGGAAUCAUUUCAGUUGUAUUCAUUUACAUCGUUGAACACCUGGGAGCCGUAAUGCAACUGACGAUGACCCUUAGUUCGACCUCAGGUGGGCCACUUUUUGGUUUGUUCGUGAUGGGAAUUCUCAUGCCGUGGGUCAAUGCUACGGGUGCUCUUUACGGAGGAAUAGCGGGCUUCCUUUCCAUGUGCUAUCUGUGCUUCAGAUCCCAAGCGUCAAUAGCAGCCGGGGAAAUAAUUUACAAUACAAAGAAAAUGGACAUUUCCGGAUGCACUUACCAGUUUACAAACACCAGUAACCUGAAUCCCACGUUUGAUGAAAUGGACAAAUCUUUGCACCACAUCUCAUAUCUUUAUUUUACAAUGUUUGGUACCAUAAUUUCCUGCACUGUGGGAUCUAUUGUGAGCAUUUGUAGCACACAAGCUGAUUCUGACCCCAUAGAUCCUAAGCUGUUGGCACCUUUCUUGAGAAGAUGUGCCGAAUCAAAGGCCAAGGCACAAGAAAAAUAUCCCUUGAAUAAUGACAUUGGCCACGCAAACAUACAUUUGGAUAUUCGUCAACCAGAAUGAGCAGAGGAAAUCAAAUAAAUUUUUCAAGAUUAUUAAUAAUCAU
This is a messenger RNA of Armigeres subalbatus, 2359 nucleotides long. Its product is annotated as sodium-coupled monocarboxylate transporter 1-like. Bases 496 to 2316 code for a protein of 606 amino acids. Gene Ontology annotation, biological process: transmembrane transport; sodium ion transport. The record is from RefSeq and is a predicted model, not a curated record. NCBI's taxonomy places the organism in Eukaryota, Metazoa, Arthropoda, Insecta, Diptera, Culicidae. Gene Ontology annotation, molecular function: symporter activity. Gene Ontology annotation, cellular component: membrane. The transcript has 9 exons.